CUCCCCCGCGCGCCCUCCCUCGCCGCCUCCUCCCGCCGCCUCCGGCCCCCCCUCGCCGGGGACCGAGCGCGCUCGCUCCGGCGCCGGCCUCGCCUCCUCGCAGCAGCGCCAUGGAUGAGUUCCACCCGUUCAUCGAGGCGCUGUUGCCUCACGUCCGCGCCUUCGCCUACACCUGGUUCAACCUGCAGGCGCGGAAGCGCAAGUACUUCAAGAAGCACGAGAAGCGGAUGUCGAAGGACGAGGAGCGCGCGGUGAAGGACGAGCUGCUGGGCGAGAAGGCCGAGGUCAAGCAGAAAUGGGCGUCGCGGCUGCUGGCCAAGCUGCGCAAGGACAUCCGGCCCGAGUGCCGCGAGGACUUCGUGCUGGCCAUCACCGGCAAGAAGGCGCCGGGCUGCGUGCUCUCCAACCCCGACCAGAAGGGCAAGAUGCGCCGCAUCGACUGCCUGCGCCAGGCCGACAAGGUGUGGCGGCUGGACCUGGUCAUGGUCAUCCUCUUCAAGGGCAUCCCGCUGGAGAGCACCGACGGCGAGCGCCUGGUCAAGGCGGCGCAGUGCGGCCACCCGGUGCUCUGCGUGCAGCCGCACCACAUCGGCGUGGCGGUCAAGGAGCUCGACCUCUACCUGGCCUACUUCGUGCGUGAGCGAGAUGCAGAGCAAAGCGGCAGUCCCCGGGCGGGGAUGGGCUCCGACCAGGAGGACAGCAAGCCCAUCACACUGGACACCACCGACUUCCAGGAGAGCUUCGUCACCUCCGGUGUGUUCAGCGUCACUGAGCUCAUCCAAGUGUCCCGGACACCUGUGGUGACUGGAACAGGACCCAACUUCUCCCUGGGGGAGCUGCAGGGACACCUGGCGUAUGACCUAAAUCCAGCCAGCACCGGCAUGAGAAGAACGCUACCCAGCACAUCCUCCAGCGGGAGCAAGCGGCACAAAUCGGGCUCGAUGGAGGAAGACGUGGACACGAGCCCCGGCGGUGAUUACUACACCUCGCCCAGCUCUCCCACGAGUAGCAGCCGCAACUGGACGGAGGACAUGGAAGGAGGCAUCUCAUCCCCGGUGAAGAAAACAGAGAUGGACAAGUCCCCUUUCAACAGUCCGUCUCCCCAGGACUCGCCCCGCCUCUCCAGCUUCACCCAGCACCACCGGCCCGUCAUCGCCGUGCACAGUGGGAUCGCCCGGAGCCCUCACCCGUCCUCGGCCCUGCACUUCCCCACCACGUCCAUCCUGCCCCAGACGGCCUCCACCUACUUCCCGCACACGGCCAUCCGCUACCCACCUCACCUCAACCCCCAGGACCCGCUCAAAGAUCUUGUCUCACUGGCCUGCGAUCCGGCCAGUCAGCAACCUGGACCGUUAAAUGGAAGUGGCCAGCUCAAAAUGUCCAGUCACUGCCUUUCUGCUCAGAUGCUGGCACCCCCGCCCCCCGGGCUGCCGCGGCUGGCGCUCCCCCCCGCCACCAAACCCACCUCCGAGGGAGGAAGCUCGUCGCCGACCUCGCCCUCCUACUCUACGCCCGGCACGUCCCCUGCAAACCGUUCCUUUGUGGGAUUAGGACCAAGGGAUCCAACGGGCAUUUAUCAGGCACAGUCCUGGUAUCUGGGAUAAGAAAGAUUUCUUCCCACGCCCUGCUCCUUCGUCCAGGGAAUCGCGGGGAGCCGCACAGCCGGCCCCCGGCCCACGUUUUCGGUGGCAAGCUAGAGCAAGCAAGAACACCCCGCUGACUCCCAGCCCGGCCGAAAGACAAAACACACAGACACAUAACACACAGGAGGAAAAAAAAAAAAA
Molecule: messenger RNA, 1784 nt
Organism: Eubalaena glacialis (North Atlantic right whale)
Lineage: Eukaryota; Metazoa; Chordata; Mammalia; Artiodactyla; Balaenidae
Gene: NFIC
Product: nuclear factor I C
Exons: 11
Coding region: 111-1604 (497 amino acids)
Biological process (GO): regulation of transcription by RNA polymerase II
Cellular component (GO): nucleus
Molecular function (GO): RNA polymerase II cis-regulatory region sequence-specific DNA binding; DNA-binding transcription factor activity, RNA polymerase II-specific
Source: RefSeq, a predicted model, not a curated record